Armigeres subalbatus is the source of this 4891-nucleotide messenger RNA. Its product is annotated as anoctamin-4. The transcript is spliced from 13 exons. Gene Ontology annotation, molecular function: chloride channel activity; protein dimerization activity. The record is from RefSeq and is a predicted model, not a curated record. NCBI's taxonomy places the organism in Eukaryota, Metazoa, Arthropoda, Insecta, Diptera, Culicidae. Gene Ontology annotation, cellular component: plasma membrane. Bases 851 to 4753 code for a protein of 1300 amino acids. Gene Ontology annotation, biological process: chloride transmembrane transport.
AGUCGCGAUCGUUUCUCUCCCAAUAAUGACAAUCAAACUGUUAGAAAUUUGUAGUAGUUCGCCCCUAUACACUUUGUAACAUAGUUCAAAAUAGUAAAUCUCGGUAAAUGUUCAACAUUCAAAUGAAGAAAUAAAGGAAUUAUCUUGCUAGUAGUACACCAGUAACAAAAAGUGCCCUCGGUUUCCAAAGCAAAUAGUAAACCGUUAAGGAGACAUAGGUUAGAAACGUAAAUGAGAAUCAGUUCAUAAUUUAUGUAUAAUCGAAUAAAAUCGAUAAAAUGUCAUUUAGGUACCGUGUAUCUUGUAAAGCAGUGAACGAGUGUAUUGGUCAGGGAAUACGAAAAGGAUUCUUACGAUAGCUCUUGUGCACUCAUCGUUAUGUGAUAUUCAACAUCAAACCACAUUUGCAAUACCAUGCUUAAUUCUAAUCCACGAGAAAUAAGAAAUAUGUGAUCGAGGACAGCAAGGGAAGUGAAGCUUGCGCUAAUGCACAACGUGUCUCAGUAAAACUCAUAGUCUUCGUGGCGGUAAUUACUGAACUAUUCAGCUUGACAAUUCAAGUGUUAUCUGAAAAUGAACCUCGACUCAGUCGCAUGUCGCACCGUGACACAAACGCCCAUGAAAUUACGGAUUGCAGAAUGCAUCUGGGAUUGAAACAAGAAAGGCAUUUAUAAUGGAACGAUCGAUAGAAAUGAAAUUUAAAUGAGCUAACAUGGGGUGCUGUAACCGAUUUGCAACGUUGUUGCUGGUGGAUGAUCCUAGAUAAUGAAGCAAUUUGAAUGCAACGAGUGGUGCCGUAUAUAUUUUCCUAUAUCUAUAUGUUUAUUACGAAAAUUGGAAUCAUUAUAGAAUGAGCGACUCAAACCAACAAGUUCCCAGUAAUAGUAGUGAAAAUAGUGAAACCAUUAAUAAUAGUGUAUUAGUGAAAAUAACUCCGAGUCAAGAUACAGAAAGUGACAAAACAGAAAGCACCAACAUAUCACCAGACGUGAAUUAUUCCAACGAAGUGAAAUCUACAAGAAAUGGUAGCUUACCGGAAGGUUUAUUAUACCAGAGUACACUUAACGUGAUACUGCCUAAUUUCAUCGAACAUGAAAAGAGGGCCAGCUCUCCAUUGCCGGAAGUGUUGAAGCACAAACAGCACAGGACUGUCCAUUCAAGCCCAAUUAAGUCGAGCCGAAGCCGAAGCCAAGAUUCUCAACCCUUUGCGACGGUCAAAAGAGAUGUUGAAGAAACUAGUAAGAUAAACCAGCAAAGCGAUCAGAAUCAACUAUUCAUGCGGCACAGUACUGACAACAUUCAAGCUAUUAAUAACUAUCCAUGCUGCACUAGACCUACAUUCGGCGUAAAUGGAGGGAUGGGCCCGUAUAUGAAUCACAACUUCAGCAACAAUGACAACAGUAAGGGCACCAAUGGCAACAGUGUUUCCAACAAAUUCACCGUCACCAGGACGAACAGCACCAAUACUACGGGCGAGCCGGACACACAUGGAACGGUUUCCACGGCGUCGGUCCAUCAAUCAAGCGAUAGCAAUCACCACGUGGCCGCCGAUGGCACAACUUCUGGCUACCAUGGCGGCUCGCAGGAUUCAAUGGACGAGUUAGACACCGGCAAGUUAGAUGGGACGAUCGGAAAGUCACUGUCGACACUGGAUGAUAUUAUGGAAAGUCCUCUCCUGAAAAGCCCAGUAGAAAAAUGGCUCGAAGCGCAGGAUAACGCAUUGAAAUUUAUGAACGAAAACGACGAACGCAGUCGGAGUCCCGAUCCCUACAGCAAAAUAUUUGGUCCCAAAAUAACAAACGAAAAUAUCCCGGGAACACCCAUGGAACCGUCCGAGAUAGUAUCAAGUUUUAACAACCAAAACUUCACCUCCAACACGAUGAACAUUGCAAACGAGAGAAGAAGAUCGUCUACCAAGCUUCUGGCUGGAAACUCCCCCAUGCGAACGGUUAGCAGAGAUGAAAAAGAUUCGCUACACCGAAGUAGUUUUGACGGAACGAGUUUCCGUAGUAAUAGACACCGACCAUCUCAGCAGUCAAACGACACGCGGAGGUCCAGUAAACAGGAUAAGGAGGGUCUUGAUCCCGAGUCGCUAAUGUUCCGCGAUGGGCGCCGGAAAAUCGAUAUGAUUCUGUGCUACGAGGAAGAAGACGAAGGCGUGAUGACAGAGAUGGAAGCUUUGAAACGGCACCAGCGCAAAGUUUUCCAGGAAAGCUUGGUGAAGGAAGGCCUGGAGAUCGAAAUCGAACACAAAUCGCAAUCGUUCGACGAAAAAACGUAUUUCAUCAAAAUACACAUACCGUGGCGAACGGAGUCACGCUACGCUGAGGUUAUGAACUUGAAGCUACCGGUGAAGCGGUUCAUCACCAUCAGCGUGAAGGAGGAAGAAUCAACCUUAAGGAAACACCAGAACAAGUGGCUCAGUUACUGGAACAAACUAAUGUCUGUGACGGAAUACAACUACAGCCGAAUCGAGAAGGAGCCAUCGUUCUACUCCGCGACGGCAAACGGCAACCCGGAAGAACAGUUCAUCGUCAAAGACAGGUGCACCACCUACAACAGUGCCCAGCGGAGUCUGAUAGUGAUGCAAAUUCUAAUGCGAACCCGGUUCGAUGAAGCCGAAAAGGCAUACAACGUCGGAGUCAAAAGACUGCUAAACGAUGGAACGUAUCUGGCGUGUUUCCCGCUCCACGAGGGUCGGUAUGACAGGAAUCACUCGUCUGGAGCCAUAUUCGAUAGAAGACUGCUGUAUCUGGAAUGGGCAAGGCCGGCCAAAUGGUACAAGAAACAACCGCUGUGCCUUAUUCGGAAGUACUUUGGGGACAAAAUUGCAUUGUACUUCUGUUGGCUGGGCUUUUACACGAAGAUGUUGUACGCUCCUGCCAUCGUUGGGUUUUUCUGUUUUCUGUAUGGAUUGGCGUCGAUGGAUUCUAACGAUAACAUCCCAACGAAAGAAAUUUGCGAUGAAAAUGGCCCAGGUAACAUCACUUUAUGCCCCUUGUGCGAUCGAGCUUGUAGCUAUCAACAACUAUCGGAAUCAUGCUUAUUUGCUCAACUAACCUACCUAUUCGAUAACCCAUCUACCGUGUUCUUCGCAAUUUUUAUGUCAUUUUGGGCAACAACGUUUCUCGAGAUGUGGAAACGCAAACAAUCAGUACUGAUAUGGGAAUGGGAUUUGCAAAAUAUCGAAAACGAAGAGGAUACCCGGCCUGAGUUUGAAACAUCCGUCAAAACGUUCCGUACGAACCCGGUGACCCGUGAAAAGGAACCCUUCAUGCCAACUUGGGAUCGUGCAAUUCGUUUCUUCGCAACGUCUAGUGCGGUAUUGUUUAUGAUUGCAGUAGUUUUGGGGGCUGUUCUGGGGACAAUCAUCUAUAGAAUUUCACUCGUAUCUGUGAUCUACAGUGGCGGAGGACGUUUUUUCCGCAAACAUGCCAAACUAUUCACCACGAUGACUGCUGCCUUAAUCAAUCUUAUCAUUAUCAUGAUUUUAACACGUAUUUACCACAAACUAGCUAUCUACCUUACUAAUUUAGAAAAUCCUCGAACACAAACGGAGUACGAGGACUCAUAUACCAUCAAGAUAUUCGUGUUCGAGUUCAUGAACUUCUACAGUUCACUGAUCUACAUUGCGUUCUUCAAGGGACGGUUCUUUGACUACCCGGGAGAUGACGUAGCGAGGAAAAGCGAAUUCUUCCGGCUGAAAGGAGACAUCUGUGAUCCGGCGGGAUGUUUGAGCGAACUCUGCAUCCAGUUGGCAAUUAUCAUGGUGGGGAAACAGUGCUGGAACAAUCUGAUGGAGUACUUUUUUCCAGCCUUCUACAACUGGUGGCGUCAACGGAAACACAAACAACUCACCAAAGAUGAAACUCAUCUUCACAUGGCAUGGGAGCAAGAUUAUCACCUCCAGGAUCCAGGACGAUUGGCUUUGUUCGAUGAAUACCUCGAAAUGAUUGUGCAAUACGGUUUUGUAACGCUGUUUGUAGCCGCAUUUCCGCUGGCACCUCUCUUUGCGUUGCUCAACAAUAUAGCCGAAAUCCGACUAGACGCCUAUAAAAUGGUAACGCAAUCAAGAAGACCUUUAGCAGAACGGGUCGAGGAUAUCGGAGCAUGGUACGCGAUUCUGAAGAUUAUCACUUACACGGCUGUGGUAUCGAACGCAUUUGUGAUAGCGUACACAAGUGAUUUUAUACCUCGCAUGGUUUACAAAUACGUAUAUUCACCGCAUUUCACUCUUCAUGGUUAUAUCGAACAUUCACUCUCAGUGUUCAACACUUCCGACUACAAAGAUGAAUGGGGAACAAAAACCGAGUCGGAUCCGGAUAUGUGCCAAUAUCGGGGAUACCGCAACGGCCCUACCGAUUCAGAACAGUACGGUUUGAGUCCUCACUAUUGGCACGUCUUCGCUGCCCGGCUAGCGUUUGUGGUGGUCUUCGAGCAUAUCGUGUUCGUUCUGACGGGAAUAAUGCAAUUCAUCAUUCCGGAUAUUCCCGUUGAAGUCAAGACUCAAAUUCAGCGAGAGCAAAUGCUUGCCAAAGAAGCCAAGUAUCAGCAUGGACUGAAGAAGUCGCGCGAUACUGAUUACGAAGAGAUACUGCAAGCGCUCAGAGCGCAAAGCAACAACAGCAGACAAGGAAUAAGAGGAAGCUGGGCGAGACGCUUGAGCCGUCUAAGUGACGGACUGGACGCUCAUGUUGAAGUUUCAAACCGCCCCCGGCAGUCGCUGGAGUCCACCGUCUGGGAAGUGACAUAGCAGUAGUGGACAAGUCGCAGAUGAUCCCUCACUAUUUCAAACGUUGUAGCAAACUGUUUAUUGAAUUACUAAUUGUAAACUAUUUACGUAUAAAAUAAACUCUCCAGUCGCGGCCAUCCUUUUGUAAAUAAACGCUAA